GAUUCCGCGUGAGAUUCACUUCGCUCCCCUAGCAAAACCGGUAGCGAAGUAGCAAAUCGACGGCCGUUCGCGGUUCGAUGGCCGCCGUCGUCCCCAUCCCCGCCUUCUCCCACGCCGCGAAGUUACCCUCCCUCAGUCGAUCUCCCCACCACCACCACCUCCAGUUUCCGCCUCCGCACCACCUCCUCCGCCUCGCCGCCGACCGUCGGGACCUCGCUCUCGGGCGCGCCCUCCACGCCGCCAUCCUCAAAUCCACCGACAACGACGACACCCGCCUUGGAAACGCCCUCAUCUCCAUGUAUCUCGACCUCGGCCGCCUCCCCGACGCCCGCAAGGUCUUCGCCUUGUUGCCGUCGCCCAACGUCGCUUCCUUCUCCUCCUUGAUAUCUGCGUACGCCAAGGCCGGACGGCCGCUCCGUGCCGCCGGCUUUUUCUUCCGGAUGAGGAUGCUCGGUGUUGAACCGAACGAGUUUAGCUUCGUCGCUAUCUUGACGAGUUGCAUCAGGGAGUUGAAUUUCCGACUCGGGUCUCAAGUUCACGCCUUUGCCGUGAAAACCAACCACUGUUCCUGCGUAUAUGUAGGCAACGCGCUUAUUGCUGUGUAUGUCAAAUGUGGGUGCGCCACUGCCGCCGAGAAGCUGUUUGAUGAAAUGAUUGAGAGAGAUGCAUCGUCAUGGAACACACUUAUCUCGGGUAUGAUCGAGAAUGGUAGAUAUGCUGAAGCGUUUGAGCACUUUAAUUUUAUGCAGUUUGAAGGACAUCGCGCUGAUGGCUUCUCCUUGUCCACCCUUUUGACGGCUGCUUCAGAUGGCCUUGGUGGUACAGAAGGAAAAGCAAUUCAUGCUUAUGCUGUUAAAACCGGUUUGGAUUUGAAUUUAAGUGUAGGAAAUGCUUUGGUUUCGUUCUACACUCAGUUCGGUUCUAUAGAAGAUGUGGCUGAUGUCUUCGAGAGAAUGCCUACAAAAGAUGAUAUAUCUUGGACUGGGAUGCUUAAUGCGUUUAUGGAAUUUGGUUUAGUUGAAUCUGCUGUUCAGGUUUUUGAUCAAAUGCCUGAGAGGAAUUGUGUGACUUAUAAUGCUCUUUUAGCUGGUUUUUGCCAUAAUAGAGAAGGUUCUCGAGGUCUAGAAAUUUUUCAGUUGAUGUUGCUAAAUGGCUUGGAGAUUUCAGAUUUUACGCUGACUAGUGCUAUGAACGCUUGUGCCUUGGUCACUGAUAUGAAGAAGAGUGAGCAGAUUCAUGCUUUCUUGAUUAAAUCUGGCUGCAAAUUGAGUGCUUGGAUUGAAGCUGCUUUACUUGAUAUGUGUUCUAAAUGUGGUAGGAUUCAUGAUGCUCGGGAGAUGUUUACGAGUUUGGUCCAUGAAGAGAACUUUCAGCUGGCUUGGACUUCUCUUAUGUGUGCUUAUUCUAGAAACGGGCAGCAUAAUGAAGCUUUGUCUCUUUUUCAACUAGGGAUAGUGAGACAUGACCUAAUGAUUAUGGAUGAAUUCUUGUACUCAGCAGUCCUUGCAUUAUGUGGUACCCUAGGUUUUGCAGAAAUGGGGCAGCAAAUUCACUGUGUCAUUGUUAAGUCUGGUGUAUUAUCUGAUCUAGAAGUUGGGAAUGCUCUGUUCAGUAUGUAUGCCAAGUGUGGGAACUUGGAAGAUUCCAUUACUCUCUUUAGCCAAAUGCCUCAGCAUGACAUUGUGUCAUGGAACACAUUACUAACAGCUCAUCUUCUUCACCGACAGGGAGAUAAUGCUUUGGAUGCAUGGCAAAGGAUGGAAAACUUUGGCGUGAUGCCCGAUGGUAUCACCUUUCUCUUGAUUAUUUCAGCAUGUAGAUAUACUAGCUCAAACUCCAUUGAGACCAGUCACAGACUAUUUCAAUUGAUGGAGAACUCUUACAGCAUUACUCCGACAUCAGAACACUACUCGGCCAUGGUAGAUGUUUUGGGUUAUUGGGGUUCCUUUGCUGAAGCGGAGCAUCUGAUACAGAACAUGCCCUUGAAACCUGACACAUCAGUUUGGCGAGCUUUGCUUGAUAGUUGUAGGUUGAGAUCAAAUGUGAGCUUAGGGAGACAGGCAGUGCAAUCCCUUCUGGCAUCAGAACCUCAAGAUCCAUCUACAUAUGUUCUCGUUGCAAAUCUUUAUUCGGCUUCUGGGAGGUGGCAUUGCUCAGAAAAGGUGAGGCAGGAAAUGCAAGAAAAGGGCCUGCGGAAGAUCCCUGUAAGAAGUUGGAUUAUUCAUCAGAAUGAAGUGCAUUCGUUCUAUGCGAGAGAUAGAUCACAUUCACAAUCGAAAGACAUCUAUAGUGCACUGGAAAUACUUGUUCAGGCAUGCAUGAAAGCAGGGUAUGAGCCAGACACAUGUUUUGUGCUUCAUGAAGUGGAAGAGUAUCAAAAGUUGAACUUCCUCUUCUAUCACAGUGCAAAACUGGCAGUUUCAUAUGGGCUUCUAAUGGCACGGCCAGACCGUCCAGUGAAGGUGGUGAAGAACAUCCAUCUUUGUGGCGACUGUCACAUGUUUCUCAAAUAUGUAUCUUUGGUAACCAGUCGAGAGAUCUUGGUGAGGGAUACGUCAGGGUUUCACCAUUUGAAGAGCGGUGUUUGCUCCUGUGGAGAUUAUUGGUGAUGUUGCACCUGCGUGUAUUUGUUGUAUUGAAGUUGUGCAGAUAUAUAAAAGCUGUAGUCUGUUGCAAUUUUCAGUAGGUUAUAAACCGGUUCUUUUGCCUAAUUUGUGAGACUACUAAUUGAUGUGUAUAUGAAAUCUAAUACGAGAAAACAGUGCCAUCAUGAAAUGGAGGACGCAUGAUUGAGUUUCCUUCUGAACAACCACUCAUCCAUCAUGGAUCUGAAGCCUUUAACUAAGAUUUUCGUUUGAUGUCAAAUCUAGGAUCAAAUGACACUUAUAUGACACCAGUUGAAGGUUAGAAGGGGUGAAUAGAUAAUGAUGAAAUUUGGUGGCUUGAUGACUCAGAAGUUGCUCGGCAGAUUGAUAACUCAGAAGCGGCUUGGUCACCUUUGGAUCAACGACUCAAGAAGCAGAUCUAUGACUCUGAAGCUUUAGUUGAUUGAGGUGUCGAGUGGCAGCAAAUGAACCAAGAAUAAGUAACAUUACAUCCAAAAGGCCACGAAGAAUACUAGUGAACGAAGGAGCAGGCUGACUACGUGGCAAAUGACAAAGCAGAGUUCCAUCUGUUGAGCAUCCUACUGCCACAAGAAGUCAACCGGAUCGGCGCCUACAACUUAGCAAAGGAGCUUUGGGAGAAGUUCCUUAAGCUACACAAAGAGACGUCCGAAGCCAAACUCACGAGAUGAGACUUACUUUGCAACCAGCUCACCAACCUUCGAUUUGAAGAAGAUGAAUCCAUUGCACACCUUCAUUUGAGGAUUAAGGAUCUCAUCACCAGACUUUCGAAUCUCGGAGAAAAGGAACCAAAUGCACGAGAGCAUGCAUGGCUUUUAGUGGCUCUUCUACAUCACCACUGAAAGCCACAGCCACUAAGUGACCCAUUUAGAAGAGCCAAAUGGUGACGGUCCCUUUUUGUCAUGGAUUGAGACAAUGGCAGAUGGUAAGCAUAGGACACUCGACAUGGCAAAAAGGAGGCAUAUUUGUGCAAUGAACCAACCCUUCGAGCAUAUUCCGCUGAAGCAAAUUAAAAGCUGAAAGCUACAUCUAGCUUCCAUUCAAUGAUAUACAUCAUCAAUUAGCUUGGAAGAAGAUAACUUUCAAGAGGUUGAUUGAAGUCGCUAACUUGCAGGGAAGUGAUGAUAGAACUUAUUCUUCUAAGCUUCUUUAGAACAAGACCUCUACAAGAUUCCAAGCUUAAUAAAUCUCCAUUUAAUCCCUGUCAAAUCACACACCGAUACAAUAACUUUGCCUGGACCUGAACUGAAGCAAUUAAACCUGUGUAAAAAUUGAAGUCUCAGUCUCAGUCUCAGUCUCACACACUGACUGUGAAUAAUGCACCAGGAUAUUAUUUCUCUGGCUUUAAAAUGUGUGCUCAGCCCUUGAAUACUGUGCACCGACGGCAGUAAUGGCGGCAAUGGAAUGAAUGGUUUCCUUCCCUUGUGCUGUGAUGAAUUUAGCCGAGACAGGAGAAAGGUUGAAGAAGAAGAAGAAGAGCCCGCGAGGGCCCAACAAUUUGAUACGUGUAAGGAUAUGAUUCCCGGGCAAAAAGUAGCCACAUCACAUGGGAUUGCUCUUUAAAUACGCACCCUUUUCCGGAAGAGCGCCAUGGCCUCCACCACCAGGGCUGCAUGCCUCGACCUUGGAUUUUGAUAUGCUGCUUUCGUGGAGAGCGAUCGAGGGAGGGGAAAGGCGCGAUCUUGAUGGGUUUUCUCUGAUCAAUUUUGGAUUUUUAAGAUUCAAGUUCGACCUUUUUCGUUCUUUUUUGGGUCAAGCCGAUUGAGGGUUUAACUGAGAUCAACUGGGAUCGAGCGAGUACGCAGGGUUCUGUUCUGGCUCCAACAAUCGAUUUCCUAAAAAGUGUUCCUUUGAUCUGAAAAGAUUGAAGGAAGUGGCGUACUGUGAACAAUCUGUUCGUGUUUUUCGUCGUCUUGUUUAAAUUUCCAAUCUUUUUGAUCGUUCAAAGUUGCGCAGCAGCGGA
Zingiber officinale is the source of this 4587-nucleotide messenger RNA. Its product is annotated as pentatricopeptide repeat-containing protein At5g03800-like. Bases 78 to 2609 code for a protein of 843 amino acids. Gene Ontology annotation, biological process: RNA modification. Lineage: Eukaryota; Viridiplantae; Streptophyta; Magnoliopsida; Zingiberales; Zingiberaceae. Gene Ontology annotation, molecular function: zinc ion binding; protein binding; RNA binding. The record is from RefSeq and is a predicted model, not a curated record. The transcript is spliced from 4 exons.